UAUAAUUUAUAAUUAAUCUCAAUAAAAAAUAACUAAUAAGUAAUACAGCAAAUAUAAUUUUGGAGGGUCCUUAAUAUUUAUUGAGCACAGAAAUUAUGGCUCGCAUGCCAAAGGAACAAGGGGAAAUAUUAAAAAAUGAAGAAGUACUACAAAUGAAGUAUGAGGAAAAUAACAAAAUAACAAAAAAAUUUAUGGAUGAAAUCAAUGAAAUGAAAAGUAAGAUAGAUGAUUAUGAUAACCAUAGUACACCAGAUGUUAAACACAAACCAAAACCAAUUAGAUCUUCAGAAUUUAAUACAUUUAUGAAAAUUAUUGAUACUGGUGAUACUAUUGAAGAAUUCAAGACUGUUUCGAGUAAAGAAAUAACUAUAAAAAAUUAUGUAUUACAAAAAGAAAUUGACCGUUUAAACAAUGAACUAGUGAAAAAAGAUGAUCUAAAUGACCAUUUACAAGAAGAAAAUAAAAAACUAACUGAAGAAAAAGACAAAUAUGUUCAUCAAGUAUCAUUACUCAAAGAGAAAAUAAGAAAACACGAUAGAGAAGUUGAACAUUUAACUGGAACAUUGAAAACUAGAGAUUCUGAGGUAAACAGAAUACUGAAAGAUAUAGGAUCUAUAGAGAGAAAAUUUAAACAUGAACAAAUCAUACACGAAAAACAAAGAGCAAUUUUCAUAAAAUCUUCAGACGAGAACAAACAGCUAAAAGAAACUGUAAAAAAGCUGGAAGCCGCAAAUAAAGAGGCUGAAGAAAAGUAUACAAAAGCAUUAUCUAAGAACGACGAUAUCUUGGCAAAAUGUGUUAGAGAAAAAGAUGUACUAAUUACUGGAUUCAGAAAACAAUUGGAAUUAAUUGAUUCGCUGAAGAGACAAAACGUACGAACAAAGUUACAAGAAGAAAUAAAUGUUUUAGAAAAUGAAUUUAGUAAACUUCUAGAGGGUAAAUAAGAUUAUUUAUUAGAUAUGUCAUAGGUGUCAAAAAUUAACUUACUAUUCUUCUGUAGCCAAGUUAGGUUUAUCUUGAGCAUUAUCCUCAUCAGAGCUCAUUUUGAAACAAAAAUAUGAAUUAAGUACCUACCAAGGAAAUAACGAAAAUGUUCUUUGCUUAAACUUUAUGGUACCAGUUGCCCACUUAUUGUAUUCCUACAAUGUUUAUUGUUUAGUUACAAGACAUUUGAAUUUAAUAUGAAGUUUCUAAAAAAUAAAUUAUAAUUUAUAACUGACUUCAGUGAGUUAGUCACUUACUUGUUGUAAAAUGUAAAUAA
Molecule: messenger RNA, 1261 nt
Organism: Acyrthosiphon pisum (pea aphid)
Lineage: Eukaryota; Metazoa; Arthropoda; Insecta; Hemiptera; Aphididae
Product: testis-expressed protein 9-like
Exons: 1
Coding region: 96-944 (282 amino acids)
Source: RefSeq, a predicted model, not a curated record